Trypanosoma cruzi is the source of this 1893-nucleotide messenger RNA. RefSeq names its product Unc104-like kinesin, putative. Lineage: Eukaryota; Euglenozoa; Kinetoplastea; Trypanosomatida; Trypanosomatidae. The record is from RefSeq and is a predicted model, not a curated record. Gene Ontology annotation, molecular function: microtubule binding; ATP binding; microtubule motor activity. The transcript has a single exon. The coding region runs from base 1 to 1893 and encodes 630 amino acids. Gene Ontology annotation, biological process: cytoskeleton-dependent intracellular transport; microtubule-based movement. Gene Ontology annotation, cellular component: microtubule; kinesin complex.
AUGUCUGUGAAGGUCGCCGUCCGUUGCAGGCCUCUUAUUCUCGAUGAGCGGAAAGACAAUUCGGUGGUCAUUGUACGUAUGAACAACAACGAGGUGACGGUUCUGGAUUGCUUGGAGGGAGUCGGUGGAAAGUUUUGUUUUGACGAGGCCUUGUGGUCCGCUCAGGUAGUUGUGGAGGGGAACGCAAAUCCACACGCGUCGCAAGAGAUGGUAUACAAGUCUGUUGCCUCUGAGCUGAUGAACCAUGUUGUGACGGGCUACAAUGGAUGCAUUUUUGCAUACGGUCAAACGGGUAGCGGUAAAACAUACUCAAUGAUGGGGACCCCAACUGAUUUUGGCGUUAUUCCGCGCGCUGCAAAGAGUCUCUUCACAGAAGUACGUGGUCUUGCCAGCAGUGGCGUCGAGUCCUGCGUGGAGGUUUCUUUCUUUGAAAUCUACAACGAGAAGGUACGUUGUCUGCUGUGCCCAUCAGUGGACGGCUUUGAAAACUCCACGCUGCGGGUGCGUGAACAUCCAAACUUUGGGCCUUUUAUUGAAGGACUCACGAAGUUUGUUGUUUCCUCAGAGGAGGAACUCUUGCGCCUUUUAAAUGAUGGUAACAAGGUUCGCACUUCAGGGACAACGGCGAUGAAUGCUUUCAGCAGUCGUUCUCACGCUGUCUUUGUUACUACAUUGACACAGAAGUGUACGAACGGCCGGCUUGUGAAAACAAAGACGUCGAAGCUCAAUCUUGUUGAUCUUGCGGGCAGUGAACGGGCAUCGAAGUCCAUGGCGACAGGGAAGCGGCUGACGGAAGGGGUAAACAUCAACAAGUCUCUCAUGUGCUUGGGAAAUGUCAUUAGUAGUCUCGCGGAGGAGCAGGAUUCGGGACGGCCAAGGCAUAUCCCCUACCGCGACUCCGUCCUUACGUGGAUUCUGAAGGAGAAUUUGGGUGGGAACUCCAAGACGGUUAUGCUCGCAACGAUCAGUCCAUCCUCUUUACAGUACGAUGAAACGAUGAGUACAUUGCGGUACGCUGAGAGGGCGAAAAGGAUUGUAAACAGGGCUGUUGUAAAUGAAAGUAAUAACAAUGAGGUGAUCGCCGCUCUUCAGAAAGAAAUUGAGCAGCUCAAGAGCCAACUACGGGGUGCAUCUGGCAGCGAUCGGGACAGUCUCUCAGAGCAGCUUGCUGCGAGUGAGAAAUUUCAAAAGGAGCUACAAAUGACAAUGGAUGAAAAGUUGAUGGAGUCAAGACGAUUGAUGGAGGAGCGAAAGAAGGAUAUGCAACGCCUAGAGGAACAGUUAGAGGCUCAACGGGGCGAGAUUGCGAACUUACGGCAGGACAAUGCGGAGAAGGAACGAAAGAUCCAUGAACUCCUGCAGAAGAUUGAGGUCGUGAAGAAGAGGUUGGGAGGAGGUGGCGACACAGAGGUCGAGGAGCUUCUGGAGCAAGUGGCAGUGCUGGAAUCAGAGCAAAACACUGUGUCUACCAAGCAUAUGAAUACAGCCGCGAAUGCUUCUCGAGUUGCGGACGAUACGGCCCUGCGACUAGAGAAUCUUGGUAAUGUGCGGCCACAGCUGAUAGAAGGCGGCAAAAUCACUGUACGUGCCUUGGCGAGGGCAUUUGAGGCUGUUGGGAGGGAGCUGCCGGCAGCGGGGAGCGCUGCAGCAUUGUGUGAAAUAAAGGGCAACGACUAUUUUGCUCAAAAUGUGAAUGCCGUUGAAAAAGAAUUGAGGGGAGAAAAUCCUUUAUCUUCUUUGACGACCGCUGAUUUUGAUGCUGGAAUUGACGAGGAUUUGCUCCUGGAGGAGCUGCUCGAAUUCGAUGAGGAGACGGUACAAGAGCAUGGUGAUCAAAUGCAGGAAGAGGGUACUCUGGAUAGCGCCGGUGUGGAAUGUCAACGGCGACUUUGA